GAUUGCGACGGGAUCUGACCCGUUACACAAGGGCCAACACGAUUACGGAGAAGGGCAACGACCUCACCGUAGCAUUGGCCAAGGUGGAAGAUUUGAUUGCCCACCUCACAAUCUCGACGAACAAGUACCAGCUGCUUCCCCUUACGAUUGUUGCUGCAACCAUCCACUGCUCGAUCCUCAAGGAGAGAAUCACAAAUGGCCAAAGUCUCUAUGGUAUGCAAGACCCGAGUUGGGACUAUGCCCUGCAAGCAGCCGUGUCCUACUACCA
This is a messenger RNA of Symbiodinium necroappetens, 268 nucleotides long. The record is from the annotation of a GenBank genome assembly. NCBI's taxonomy places the organism in Eukaryota, Dinophyceae, Suessiales, Symbiodiniaceae.